GGGGAGACUUUUGUGGCUACUUGACCCACUUUUGAGACGAAAAGCGGAAAAGGCCCUCCACCAGACGCCUCCCACUCCGUUGCCAAAAAAGCUACUCAAUACGGAGGAGUAUGUUGGGGUUACACGAGUAACAGUUUCUUGUAGAGCUACUAGACUUAAAUACCGCUCUAAGGAAAGAAUCAAAGGAAAUAAAGAAAAAGAAGACAAAGCUUUUCAGGGUCAAAAGGUGUCCGGGCUGCCCAAUUUAGUGCGCAUACACACUACAUCUCUUAAGAACAAGUCUUAACUCGUUUUCAGUUAUGUUCUGCAAACCAGUUCAUCCCCUGCCACAUUGCAUGAACUCCAUGAAGAACAAGUGCGGUUUCUGAUGCCCAAGAUUAGUUGAUUUUUUCUUUGACUCUCUGGGUCUCUUGGGUAUGUUGUAUCUUUGGGAAAAAGAUUCAGUCUUGGUUGAUCAUUCUUUUCUCUUGCACCAUUAAAGCCUCCGAUGGUUGGGUUCACCUGUAAUUUAAUUCGGUGAGGAAUUGCUUGCUGAUAGGAUAUGGAGCACUACAGUGAUGGUGUCAAGACCAAGAAGAAACCAUCAUCUAGCGAGGAGGUCCAGAAUUCAUUGAGGCAAGAGAUAAUCCAGCUUGAGAAAAGAUUGCAGGACCAAGUUGCUGUUCGUUGUGCUUUAGAGAAAGCAUUGGGUUGUGGGUCUUCCUCCCAUAAGCCCACAUGUGAAACCCCUCCAAUUAAUAAGCCAACAAGAGAGCUUAUUAGAGAAAUAUCAGUGCUAGAGUUUGAGGUUGGGCACUUGGAACAAUAUCUCCUUUCACUUUACAGGCAAGCAUUUGAUCAGCAGCUCACAUCCUUUUCUCCUCCCAGAAGAGCUGAAAGACUGAAGUCACACUUAGGUGCUCCAAGAAGAAGGAUAGAUUUUUCAAAAGCAGAUGUGUCACUCAGGACAGGUCUGUCAGCAUGUAAUGCACAGAAAGAGAGUAUUCCCAUAGCUGAAGAAAAGAAAAGUGAUUUUCGCGUUCAACGAAGCCAUUCUUCCCUAUCUCUCCGCUCAGCUCGGCCAAACAGAGCUUCUACACAGGAAGAGGCAUCAGGCAAAACUGUGCGUGCUUGUUACUCUCAGCCUUUGUCCAUGAGGGAGUAUGAACAGAGUACUUCAUCAAAGGUAAGCCGUUUGGGGCGGAAUAUCGCCACACAUAGUACUACUGAUCUUGUUCCAACGACGCCAAACAAGCUCUCCGAGGAAAUGAUAAAGUGCAUGUGCACUAUAUACUGCAGACUUUCUGAUCCGGCACUUACAACAAGUAGGCUGGGAGCUUCAUCUCCACCUACCUCAGCGUUCUCAUCACCAAAUCCAUAUUCUGAAAGUGACACGUGGAGCCCGAGACUUCGAAAUUACUCGUCCUUUGAUUUGAGUUUGGACAAUCCUUUCCAUGUUCAAGGACUGAAGGAUUUCAGUGGACCUUACAGCACAAUGGUUGAAAUACAAUGUAUACAUAGAGAUAGUCGUAGACUUUGCAAGAUUGAACCAUUGUUACAAUAUUACAGGUCACUUAUUUGUCAAUUAGACGAAAGCGAUCCUAGUUUGUUGAUUCAUGAGGAGAAACUAGCUUUCUGGAUUAACAUCCAUAACGCAUUAGUAAUGCAUGCAUUUUUGGCUUAUGGAAUCCCACAAAAUAGCAUGAAGAGAACUUUUAUUUUGUUAAAGGCUGCGUAUAAUGUUGGGGGUCAUAUUGUAAGCGCAGAUGCUAUAGAGACGUCUAUACUAAGAUGCCGAAUGCCUCGAUCCGGACAGUGGAUUCGCUUUCUUGUUUCUUCAUGGGGAAAAUUCAAAACUGGGGACGAGCGACAAGCAUUUGUGAUUGAACGUCCAGAACCUCUUCUGCAUUUUGCACUCUGUUCUGGAAACCAUUCAGAUCCUGCGGUUCGACUCUACACACCAAAAAAAGUGGUACAAGAGCUGGAAGCAGCAAAAGAGGAGUACACUAGAGCUACUUUUGGCGUGUCAAAGGAUCACAAAAUUGUGUUACCUAAGGUUGUAGAAUCAUUUGCGAAGGAUUCGGGAAUGUGUGCUGCCAAUGUGGUGGAGAUGGUCCAUCAAUCCUUGCCUGAAUCUUUGAGGAGGAAGAGCAGCAUUAUUUUCAAGAAGAGGUUUCAGCGGGGAAAAGGUCGUAGGAACAUCGAAUGGGUUCCUCAUGAUUUCACCUUUCGCUAUCUUAUAUAUAAAGACCUGGUAAGGUGAUUGCUCCACUUGUGCAGUUAUAGCUGAUUAACGGGCUGGUUCUGCCAUUAUCUUCUUUAACUGCCCAAAUGAACAUAAAAUCUCCCAGUUAGCUCUUAACAAAGGAUAGGUUGACAUUAGUUAUAUAUAUAUAAAUAUAAUUUAUUUUUCUUGUUUUGUAUAUAAAAUAAUAUGAUGGAUUAUUUAUAUGUUACUCAGUUGUUUAUAUUAAUGUUAUAUUGUAGUUAUGAAAGUAUGUCCUCCAAGGAUAUGUCUGCAUGUAAUUGUACGACUAAGAAAUGGUUCAUAAGUUAGUUACAGUAGUAAUUUUUGUAUACUAGUAUAUCAUUCUCAUUUCCCC
This is a messenger RNA of Cuscuta epithymum, 2582 nucleotides long. NCBI's taxonomy places the organism in Eukaryota, Viridiplantae, Streptophyta, Magnoliopsida, Solanales, Convolvulaceae. The record is from the annotation of a GenBank genome assembly.